CGCCAAUAGUUCAUGUCCCUGGCCCCAAUGUUUGAAGUGGCUCAAGCAAUAAAAACGCCAUAGCAAAGGUUCUGUUGUUACUCCGCGGAACCGGCGAGCCGUCUGUUCUAGAGCGGCAGUGGAAUGGGGUGGGCAGUAUCGUAGAAUGGAAUGUAGCAACUCUUCAGGGAAGCAGUCAAGAGACGGAACCAUUCCGGUACAUGUGGCACAUCAAGAGAUGACAGUAGGAACGACGGAAAAACUGCCCUAGAGCUAUGAUGAGUUUGCGCCGCUCAUAUCAGUGCCAGGUGGGAGGUAGUGUGCGAAUCAGAGCCAAGCGGACUCUGAACCUGAGCGGAAAGCUUUGCCGUGUCAUCUUCUCAGGCUCACACAUUCCUAUGGAGUGUAUCUUCCCAAAGGUCACCAUCUCCUUACUUCUCGAUAUUCUUUUUUAGACCCAUGGGUCAAUACCACUCCACGGCCAACGGAAAGGGUGCCGACUCUUCCACUGGGCCUCCACAUGAGAAACUCGAUUAUUAUGACCUUUUACAAGUGAACUGGGACGCAUCUGCAGAGGAAAUAAAAAAGGCAUACAGAAAGAAAGCUCUUGAAUUGCAUCCAGAUAGAAAUUAUGGAAAUGUGGAAUCUGCCACGAAGCUCUUUGCAGAAAUCCAGUCUGCCUACGAAGUUCUGUCAGAUCCCCAGGAGCGCUCAUGGUACGAUACACAUCGAGAUGUCUUGUUAGGGAGCCAGUGUGGUACUGGAGACUCCGUAGUCGCGCAUAAUAUGCGCACGACGACUGCAGACGACAUUUAUAGGCUGUUUGCAAAGUUCAGCCCACAAAUGGAAUUUUCAGACUCCUCGGAUGGAUUCUACGGUGGUCUUCGUCAGAUAUUCUCGGGACUUGCAAUGGAAGAGGAGAUCUCCUGCCGUGGGUCCUCCACGGGAAUGAUUGCUUACCCAACAUUCGGAUGUCGCAGUGAUAAUUUCGAGGGGGUUGUACGCCCAUUCUAUGUCAUUUGGGGUGGAUUUUCUACAAGAAAGUCAUUUGCUUGGAAAGAUGUCCAUCGUUAUUCUGAGGCUCCGGAUCGCCGUGUCCGUAGGCUGAUGGAGAAGGAAAAUAAGCGCCUGAGGGAAGACGGCAUUCGAGAAUUUAAUGAUGCCGUUCGAUCGCUCGUAGCUUUUGUUAAAAAGCGCGACCCGCGAUAUAAGUCCAACGCCCAAAGUGAAUCGCAACGUCAGGAUUUUCUUCGGCAGUCAGCUGCAGCACAAGCUGCCAAAUCACGAGCAGCAAAUCAAGCUAGGCUACGAAACCAUGUUACACAAGACUGGGCAAAGUCAGACGACGUUGAAGACGACGAGACUGUUAGUUCCGAUGCCGAAAUGGAAUAUUUUGAAUGUGUUGUGUGUCGCAAAAGUUUCAAGAGUAUGAAGCAGUUUGAAGCGCAUGAGCGGAGCAAGAAACACGUCAAAGCAGUCAAACAGCUUCAAAAGGAAAUGAGGAAUGAAAAUAAACAACUGGGCCUAUCGGCAGAUUCUUCGGAGUAUGAAGCACAGGCCACAGUAACGUCUCCUUCGGAAUCCGGGCCGUUACCUUCAUCAAUUACCGACACGGUCUCCGGCGACAAUGACAUUGAAAGUUGUUUACCGGCCCCUAGAGAAGCUGGCGAAGAAGUUCAUUCGUGGGCUGAUACAAACCAAGUAUCGCUUAUAAGUUCACGGGGAAAUCCCGCUUCAACCUCGGAGGAUGAAUUGGACUAUGCUACCAGGGAUACCGUCGAGAAUCGGCUCCAAUUGACAAAUAAUUUAACACAGGAUUUAACAGAUACGGCGGAUGGGUUAUCUCAAGAUCUAUCGGGUCUAUGUUUUAGUCCCUCCCAAUCAACGGUCCCGAGAAUAGGGAAAGCCAAACUGAAGCGUAUUAAAAAAGACAAACUGAUAAAGAACCAGCCCCGAAACAUGAGAUGUGCCACUUGCAGCGCUUCCUUUUCUUCUCGGACCCAACUAUUUUCCCAUAUCAGGGAAUUUGACCACGCACAGCCCCAGAGUGUUGCAGACCAUAAGAAGAAUUGA
Aspergillus sclerotioniger CBS 115572 is the source of this 2052-nucleotide messenger RNA. Its product is annotated as putative C2H2 finger domain protein. The transcript is spliced from 2 exons. Lineage: Eukaryota; Fungi; Ascomycota; Eurotiomycetes; Eurotiales; Aspergillaceae. Gene Ontology annotation, cellular component: cytoplasm. Bases 439 to 2052 code for a protein of 537 amino acids. Gene Ontology annotation, molecular function: zinc ion binding; nucleic acid binding. The record is from RefSeq and is a predicted model, not a curated record.